Molecule: messenger RNA, 1971 nt
Organism: Scomber japonicus (chub mackerel)
Lineage: Eukaryota; Metazoa; Chordata; Actinopteri; Scombriformes; Scombridae
Gene: mef2d
Product: myocyte enhancer factor 2d
Biological process (GO): positive regulation of transcription by RNA polymerase II; cell differentiation
Molecular function (GO): DNA-binding transcription factor activity, RNA polymerase II-specific; protein dimerization activity; RNA polymerase II cis-regulatory region sequence-specific DNA binding
Source: RefSeq, a predicted model, not a curated record
GAACCGGAAGAGAUUAGAGAUUUUUAGGAGGAAGAAAAUACCACGACAGCCAUCCGUGACCUCUGACCUCUCACCACUCCCCCCUGCCUCUCCCACCGCCACACCGGAACCAUGGGGAGGAAAAAGAUCCAGAUUCAGAGGAUCACUGACGAACGCAACAGACAGGUGACGUUCACCAAGCGGAAGUUCGGCCUGAUGAAGAAGGCGUACGAGCUGAGCGUGCUGUGCGACUGUGAGAUCGCUCUCAUCAUCUUCAACCACUCCAACAAGCUGUUCCAGUACGCCAGCACCGACAUGGACAAGGUCCUGCUCAAGUACACCGAGUACAACGAGCCACACGAGAGCCGGACCAACGCCGACAUCAUCGAGACGUUGCGAAAGAAAGGCUUUAACGGCUGCAACAGCCCUGAGCCCGACGGAGACGACUCCAUCGACCAAAGCCCGCUAAACGAAGACAAGUACCGCAAGACGGAGGACCUGGACAGCCUCUUCAAACGCUACGGCUCAACCGUCCCACAGCCCACCUUCUCUAUGCCAGUCACCGUGCCAGUAUCCAAUCAGAACGCAGCAGCGGCAGCGGCGGCGGCCCUCCAGUUCAGUAAUAACCCCGGCGGCGCUUUGGUCACCACCACCUCCUUCGUCACCUCCACCCUCACAGACCCCCGCCUCCUGUCGCCACAGCAACCAACUCUGCAGAGGAACACCGUGUCGCCAGGGUUACCACAACGACCAGCCAGCGCAGGUGCUCUGUUAGGAGAUCUGGGGAACUCAAACGGAGCGUGCCCGAGUCCAGUCCCUAACGGCUACAUCAGUGCCAGGGCCUCUCCGGGCCUCCUCUCCGUCUCCAACGGCAACAGCCUGGGGAAAGUAGUCCCAGCUAAGUCUCCGCCUCCGCCCAGCCCUCAGAUGGUCAACAGCCGCAAGCCGGACCUGAGGGUCAUCACCUCGCAGAGCGGCAAGAGCCUCAUGCAGCUGAAUGCCCAGCGGCUAGGCGGCUCCCAGGUGGCGCAGUCGCUCACCACACCAGUGGUCUCCGUGGCAACACCCAGUCUCCUAGCACCCUUCUCCGGCAUGCAGACGGCCUACAACACUGAGUACCAGCUGACGAGUGCAGAUCUCACGGCGCUCCAGACGUUCACACCACCGGGGCUGGUGCCUGGCAACAUGGCUGCCUGGCAACAGCAACAGCAACCAACAAUCACCCAGCAACAACAGCAGCAGCAACAGCAGCAACAGACCCAGCAGCUGAGCUUGGCGUCGCUCAGUAACUUGGUCAUGUGGGGUGCAGAGAAACAGAAUGUGGAGAUGGUUAACUGCAUCUCCAAUAUUGCUGCUAACCUGAGGCCGGUGGGCCACAUAACUCAGGGCACAGCACUGACAGUCAACACCAACCCCAACGUCAACAUCAAGUCCGAACCCGUCUCACCAAAUCGCGACCGCAGCACUCCCAGCUCCACCAGCGGCGGCUGUGGAGGCGGCGGCGGAGGACUCCAGGGUCAGCUCCAGGGUCAAGGUCUGGUGUCGGUGGCCUAUCCGGGUACCCUGCGUCUGGAAGUGGAGGGCAAGGGCCGCUCGCCCGUCGACAGCCUGAGCAGCAACGGCAGCUCGUACGAGGGCAGCGACCGGGACGACGGGCAGGGUCGAGGCGGCGGAGCGGAGUUCCACCACCAGGCCGGCAACCAACAGCCCACCAUGGUCCUCCUGCGGCCCUCUUCGGCCGAGCCCCAGGAGCAGGACGGGACCAACGUGAAGAGAAUGAGACUGGAUACCUGGGUGACAUAAAGAGAUGAGCGGAGCGAGGGAUGGACGGACGGACAGAUGUAGGAUGGAGAUGGAGAUGUGUACUUGUGGCUUGUGUACAUGACCCCACCAGCCCCCCGACUCCCCUGAUCUCUUUCCCUUUCACACACACACACACACACACACACACACAUAUAUAUAUACACACCAUCAACCCAAUAACUUACUGUC